Molecule: messenger RNA, 648 nt
Organism: Varanus komodoensis (Komodo dragon)
Lineage: Eukaryota; Metazoa; Chordata; Lepidosauria; Squamata; Varanidae
Gene: SCN3B
Product: sodium voltage-gated channel beta subunit 3
Exons: 5
Coding region: 1-648 (215 amino acids)
Biological process (GO): sodium ion transport; ventricular cardiac muscle cell action potential; regulation of heart rate by cardiac conduction
Cellular component (GO): voltage-gated sodium channel complex
Molecular function (GO): sodium channel regulator activity
Source: RefSeq, a predicted model, not a curated record
AUGGCUGCGCGCAGCCAGGUGACCUACGGCGCUUCCCUGCUGCUGGUGCUCUGGGCGGGUCUCUGCUCUGCAGUUUGUGUGGAAGUGCCGUCUGAGACAGAGGCAGUCCAGGGAUCACAUAUGAAGCUGAUGUGCAUCUCCUGCAUGAAGCGAGAAGAAGUUUCUGCCAACACUGUGGUGAAAUGGUUCUAUAAGGCUGAAGGAGGCAAAGAUGUGCUGAUCUAUGAGUACAACAAUGAGAAACGGGAAGUGGAGAGUCGCUUCCGUGGCCGGCUCCAGUGGAAUGGGAGUGCAGACAUGCAGGAUGUGUCCAUUUCAGUGCUCAAUAUCACUCUGAACGAUUCAGGGAUCUAUACAUGCAAUGUGACCCGGGAAUUCAACUUCGAGUCACAUCGGCCGGUCUUUACCAGCUCUACGCUGAUCCAUCUCACAGUGGUGGAGAAGGCUGGAGAAGACUUUACAUCUGUCAUCUCUGAAAUCAUGAUGUAUAUCCUGCUAGUCUUCCUCACUUUGUGGCUGCUGAUAGAAAUGGUCUACUGCUACAGGAAAGUCACCAAAGCAGAGGAGACUGCCCAGGAAAAUGCGACUGACUACCUCGCCAUCCCUUCAGAAAACAAGGAAAACUGUGCAGUUCCUGUAGAGGAAUAG